AUGACCCGACAGCGACCUCUCUGGCAAUACAUCCUUCUCUUCCUCUCCUUCCUCUCUUUCUCCCUCGCAGCAUCACCAACAUCCUUCUGCAAAUGCACCUGUAACACCAACAGUACCAUCAUUCCCCUCGAUGCUCCUCCCUCGGCCGAUAAGCCUACUGCGCCUUCAACAUCUUCGAAGCGACUCUUCUUACGCGACGAACCACAACUCGCCCUGGCCCUAUCUCCUCGCGAUAUCCUCCCUACCGACGGCGCCGAAAACAGAGUCCACGGCAGAACCUGUGCAGAUUGCAAUAAGCAGUUCUGUCUUUCAUACAAUCUGCCUAUAUGCGCUGGGGUGAAAGAAGAGAAUGUCUUUACGACAUGUUUCCAACGCGAUAGUGUGAAGGAUCAGCUUGUCGUCUGGAUCUUUAUUGUGGCCACCCUGGGCUUGUUGACUUGGGCAACUGUGAAGCCAUGGUGGACGAGGUGGAGGGAAGGAUAUAGGGCUGUGCCUGCCGGAUGAUCAGGAGGAGAGCUACAUUCAAGUUGUGCUGCGAUACAACCAUGACUACCAAUGCACGUUCGCAAGCCGACAUCGCCAGUUUCAAGCCAUGUCAUACUGCCAACGCAAGCCUCGUUGAGUGUUAGCGACAUGUGUACAUCUGCCCAAGGGCCGAAAGCAGCUCGAAGAAACGAUGCGCCAUCAUUCGGCCACCGAUCACGGCAUCGCAGUCAGUUGCGACUCAGUAUACCCUGCCAGUAUACGCGAGGACGCAGCAUCGUACUCGAGUGCCAUUCAAUGGUAUAACCGAGGACACAGCGUCUCGUUCUGGGCUCCCUUGAUUUAGGAGAGCUUGCAAAUCUCAUGGAUCAUCUGUUGGAGAGAAGCGAUGAUGAGAAUAGACCACACACAAGAGGCAGAGCGUUUGAUGGAGAAAGCCCC
Messenger RNA from Sphaerulina musiva SO2202, 924 nucleotides. RefSeq lists its product as uncharacterized. The record is from RefSeq and is a predicted model, not a curated record. The transcript has 2 exons. The coding region runs from base 1 to 504 and encodes 167 amino acids. NCBI's taxonomy places the organism in Eukaryota, Fungi, Ascomycota, Dothideomycetes, Mycosphaerellales, Mycosphaerellaceae.